Molecule: messenger RNA, 471 nt
Organism: Pistacia vera
Lineage: Eukaryota; Viridiplantae; Streptophyta; Magnoliopsida; Sapindales; Anacardiaceae
Product: serine carboxypeptidase-like 51
Exons: 5
Coding region: 1-471 (156 amino acids)
Source: RefSeq, a predicted model, not a curated record
AUGGCCUCAGCAUCGGCUUCUCUCCUCAAGUCAUCUCCCGUUCUUGACAAGUCUGAGUGGGUUAACGGCCAGACCAUCAUCUGUCAGCCCUCUGUCUCUGUUGUUAGAUGCCACCCCAACGCCCCUUGUGCUCUUACCAUUCGUGCUGGUUCCUAUGUUGAUGAGCUCGUCAAAACUGUGGUGCUGAGUUCAAGUUCCAUUCUAGGAGUUGCCUUGGGAGAUAGUUGGAUCUCUCUAGAGGAUUUUGUGCUUUCUUGGGGUCCUCUGCUUAAGGAUGUCUCGCGGCUUGAUAACAAUGGUUUGGAGAAAUCAAACAGUCUGGGUCAAAAGAUUAAGCAGCAACUUGAAGAUGGUCAAUUUGUCGAUGCCACAAAUUCAUGGAGUGAACUUGAAGAAGUGAUUAAUGCUAGCAGCAGGUCCGUGGUUUUUUACAAUUUUUUACUGGAUUCGGGCAUGGACCGAUAUCACUAG